AUGCAUCUGCUCACGAUCGUCAGUAAUCGGGGGCUGACCAACUCGAGCCCCCUGUGGGAGGAUUUCAUUGCCAAAGCUACAAAGCUGCACGCUUGUUUAAGGGCUGCAAUUCAGGCGUUGGCGGCCUACUUGGAUGCAUUCCAAAAGAUCGCCGAUGCGGCCACCAACUCGAGAGGAGCAACCAAAGAAAUUGGCACGGCACUAACGCGUGUCUGCCUGCGGCAUAAGGCUGUCGAGAGCCGCAUGAAAACGUUCACCAGCGCGAUCAUGGACUGCUUGAUCGUGCCGCUGCAGGAGAAGCUGGAGGACUGGCGCAAGCAGGUGACCGUCAUCGACAAGGAUCACGCCAAAGAGUACAAGCGGUGCCGAGCGGAGCUGAAGAAGCGCUCAAGCGACACGCUGCGGCUGCAGAAGAAGGCCAAGAAGGGGGCGGCCGACAACCUGCACGUGCUGGUCGAGUCCUCGAUGCAGGACGUCACGCUGCGGCGCUGCGAGCUUGAGGACGUGGAACGGAAGUCGCUGCGGGCGAUCAUGGUUGAGGAGCGAUCGCGGUACUGCACCUUCGUCAGCCUGCUCCAACCGGUCGUGCACGAAGAGUGCGAGGUUAUGUCCGAGCUUGGCCACCUGCAGGAAGCGAUGCAGCUGAUCGCAGCCGUCACGAAGGAUCCGGCCCAGUUACCGCAGGCGUCGGAGGAACUGAUUCUCGAGUCGAAAGCCAACAUCGGCCUGUACCCGGACUCACCCGGUGGCUCCAACUCGCAGGGCGGCUGCUCCAACUCGCUCGGCUCGCGCAAAAGCUCCGUCUGCUCGAUCAGCUCGAUCAACAGCAGCAGCAGUGGCUCUCCUGGCCACCACCACCAUCAGUUCCAGCGAUCCCUGUCGCAGUACUCCCCGGCGAUACGUUUGAAACCAGGCGAAUCGAGCGAUAGCGGCUUUUGCUCUUCACCAGCUUUAACGUCACAGGCAUCCACACUAGCUAGUCAAUCGCACGCCGUGUCAACGUGGCCACCGCACACGCAGGACGCAACGUCGACCGUCGACCGUCCGCACACGAUUUCGUCCGCCUACGAGAAGGGCCACCAGCGGCCCGCGCUCACCGUCUACACCUUCCAGAGCCCGGAACCGAUCGUCGAGACGCAGAAAUCGCCCGCCAACAUCGCCUGCCGGCCACCGCUGCCAGUCCGCUGCUCAUCCCUCGAGCGACCCCUGUCGACCACGUCGGUAAAAAAUGCCAACCCAAACGUCCCACGGCAGUGUCCGUCCCCGAUUCCGGCGCACAUUACCAAAGAACACCCACAACUGCAGCCCACUUACGUUAACAUGACGGAACUAGCGUCGAUGGCUGCAUCUAAAACCACUAACAACGGCAUUAAUAACAACAACGGCGCCACGGUGACCGCCAAUCAGCAUCAGCACGUGCAGCAGCAACCGAUUGCGCCGGUGUAUCAGCAGCAGCAGCUACAGCAACCGAACUCACCCGUCCUGUCCUCGGCAUCGUCCCUGAUUUCGCCCGACUCGACGAACGCCACGAACCCGAUCAGCUCGCCGGAUGCGUCGGCUUGCAGCACGCAAACGCCACAAAACACUCCCCAGACGGGUUCGCCCGGUACGCCCAACUACAGUGGCGCUGGUGCGAUGAUCAACCAGGGUUACCGCAGCACCACUCCGUCGUCGGCGACCGGCGGAAUCUGUGGUGGCAUCGGCGGCGGAGGCGGCGGCAGUAGCGGCCACUUCGAUCCGCCCAGCACGCCGUGUGAAAGUAAUAACGAUACCUCUUCCAAUCACACCAUCACGAUUGACGACCCGAUCGAUGAGCAUUCUAACACCAGCACGUGCGCCGCUUCUGCGACCACCAUUUCUACUACCACCAACAUCACCACCACUGCUACUACUUCUACUACUAGUUCCAUCACUAACAAACCAUCCUCGGCUCACCACUGCCACCCGGGCACCACUACUGCCACCGACAGUAGCAUCAGUAGUAGUAGCGCCGCCUCAGCUGCCGGCGCUGGUACGGCAACGGCGACCAACGUCACCACCUCCUUGUCCUCAUCCACCUGCUCCUCCUCUUCCGCCACGUCGAAGGCGAUCGACAAAGAUUUACUCAAACGUACCGGUUCAGUUUUAGAGAAAACGUCCAUGUUCGAGCAGCAGAUCAACAACAACCAGCUGCAUCUGCAGCAACCGCAACCGCAGCCGCAACUACCGCCGCCGCAGCAGCAGCAGCUCAGCGUCCCGACGGUGACGGCGGUACGCACCGAUCCCAAUACGGCCCUGUACGGUGGGCGGCGAACGAACGAAGAAAUCUACAAGUCCGCCGGCCAAUUGCUACUGGAUCGCGAUGCAGAUUGCAUCGACAAGCAAACGAUCGAGGAACUAAACAAUCUGAUUGGUGAACUAGAUCUCUUUCAAAAAGAGCACGAAAGUGGCGCAUUCCGCGAAACGACCCAUCACCAUCACCGUGCGAACGGCGUGAAUAACAAUUACGGUGACGAUACCGCACAAUCCGGGGGGCGGCUGGGUGGUUCGGAUGGGUCCACACCACCGCCGCCACAGCCGGCACCGACGAGCCGGCUGCCUUCGUCGAUCUCGUCCAGCAACAGCAACCUGGACGAGUACCUGAGCAACCAUCUGUCGUCGCUCGACGACGAAACGAACGGUGGUUCGAUGACGAACCUUGCCGCACAGUACAGCAACUACGGCGGAGGCGGCAAGCCGGCCAUGGAUGGCACCGAACGGGGAGGGGAUUACGGUACGCCACCGUAUCAAGCCCAUCACCACCACCACCACCGUGGCGCGCUCGGAGUAUCUGGGAGUGGUUCCACCCAAGCCCUGGACGGUCUCGGGACGGGUUUCGAGAAUCCUUCGUUCAUGAUGGAAACCUACUACAGUCAGAACCGCAGCGAGGUGGUGGUGCUGCGCUGCAAGGACACGAGCCGCAACAGUCUCAAUACGGCACCGGACGAUCUGCUGACGGGCAGUGGGUUAAUGCAGCUGAACGGUGGUGGUGGCUCGGACAGUGCUAAUCCGCCACACCAGCGACUGAGCUCGUUCCGGGUUACCUCCCGGCCGGCCUCGCCCGCCUCGAUGUCGUCCUUUUUCGGUGUCACGUCCCGUUCUCCCACCCCGUCCCUAUCGUUGCCCGCGACGGCUCACUGUUCGCCCCAGCGGCAGCAGCUCAAUGAGAGCAAUGAAAUCAUCGCGAGCGCUCACGAUUCCAGGUCCGGCGCGAUCGCGGCCACCCCGUACGACGAUCGCAUCAAUCGCAAUAAACCCGCCAUCACCCCGAGACCUGCAUCGUUAUCUGGCCCGACCCGUGUAACGCGACGUGCGUCUGUAAAUACCGUCAAACCGCCACCGCCUGUCCGGCGCAGCUCGAGCGUCACACCUAGUCCUAGCGUAGGAACUGUAGGUACAAACUCCACCAAUCUUGCCCAGCAAAGCGUAGCUUACACCUCAUCAGAAAGUUUACCUCCACCACCUGCUUAUCUCUUAGAUUCCACCGCCGGAAGCUCACCUAGUAUUUCAGGCAACGUCGCGGGUACGGUGAAGGCACUGAAUGAAAUAAGACACACACCGGCCAGCCCGGGAGUGCUAAGACGGGCCCAGCAGUCCAAUGCUCCCUCCUCGAACCAAGGAUCACCUACGCAAUACACUACCACCAACCUGUACGCCACAUUACCCACAAAGCAUGACCAUAGCACGGUGUCGGCUGCGUCAGCAUCAUCGCAACACCACCACCACCAUCCCAGUACACCACCGCCAAACUCAUUCCACGCUAGUGACAGUAACAAAUCGCUGUCGAACCGAUCUCCGAAAACGAACCUUCAUCAGCCAGGAGGAGGAAUAUACGCACAACCGAAACAGAUCUCGAACAUGUCUAGUUUCCGUAUCUCGAGUCCAAAUAAGCAAGGACCAGCAAAACCGAACAGUAGCUUCCUGGCGCAGCUAAACGCCAAAAUUGCGCCACCCAGUAAGGCGCCCCCUUCGCAGCCACCGCCGUCCGCAGGAGGAGUCUAUCAUCAACAGCCGCAGCUGCAGCAACCCUCGAGCAAUUACGUUUACACGACGGCACCGUCCGGAAAUGAGCUAAUCUAUCAGCGAUCCACACCCGUCGAUCCGCGAAUGUCGUACAACAACAAUCAGCAACACCAACAGCAGCAGCAACAGCAGCAACACCACCAACAGCAGCAGCAGCAAUACUAUCACUCACAGCAGCAACAAGCUCCCGUGCAACCACCGCCACGAGAGGGUAAAAAUUCCAUCUAUUCCGCCUCUAGCCAAUCCUCUUCCCAUCAGCAGCAGCAACAGUACUACCAGAAUCAGUAUCAGCAGCACCCGCAGCAGCAGCAACAGCUACAGUACCAACAACAGCCACCAACCUCGCAGCAGUACUAUUACCAUCAACAGCAGGCUCCUCCGAAGCAACACCAUACGCCGCCACAGCACACGACAGCGGCGCCGACGUUACAGUACGUGCCCAGCGGUGGCUACGCGGCGCAAAACAUUUACGUGUCGACGAAUCCCUUUGCCAGUUCCGUCCAAACGGUGGCCACUGCUGGUGGUGGUGGUGCUGGUAGCGCCGCUAGUAGCAGCAGCAGUAGUUACUCUCCAUCGUCCUUCGGCAAAGGUCACCGUAACGGUGGCGACGACGGUGCGGCUGGUGGCAGCGCCACAAGUACUCCCGUCCGGACAAAUCAUCACAUGCGCAACAGUGCAGGCAACAAUAAUGGAUCCGCCGGUGGCAGUGGUUCGGCGGCCGCCGGUGGCAGUGUGACAACGCACAACGUGCUGGCCAAAACGAGCGCUGGCUUCUUGGAAAACCUAAACGCUCGACUGGCGGAGCAACGCCUUUCCGGGAAAGCGUUUGCCGUGAGGAAUCUCAUCAACAGCAAGGCACUUCCGGAUCCCCGAGUAUGCCACGAAUCGCUGAUGGAUCAAAUCAAACGUGGUGCAACGCUAAAACGGAACCGUACGAUCAACGAUCGUAGCGCACCGAAAAUCCACUAA
Anopheles cruzii is the source of this 5010-nucleotide messenger RNA. It is a transcript of the gene mim, whose product is annotated as mucin-19. The transcript is spliced from 18 exons. Gene Ontology annotation, biological process: cell projection assembly; plasma membrane organization. The record is from RefSeq and is a predicted model, not a curated record. Gene Ontology annotation, cellular component: actin cytoskeleton; cytoplasmic side of plasma membrane. Gene Ontology annotation, molecular function: phospholipid binding; actin binding. Lineage: Eukaryota; Metazoa; Arthropoda; Insecta; Diptera; Culicidae. Bases 1 to 5010 code for a protein of 1669 amino acids.